UCCUGCAACGCUGAAAAGAUAUUUUUUAUUAGGAAAAGAAAGUUUCAGGAGAAAAAGGAGAAAUGGCCUCGCAGCUUCUUCGUCAAACCCUAACCAAGACCAAGCCAAGCGCCGUUAUCCGCCGAUUAUCCACCGCCUCCGCCGUCGCCGUCGCUUCUCCUGCAGGAAACGAUGAACCAACAGGGAUCACCAUGAAAGGUGUGAAAAUCUCGGGACGUCCGCUUUACCUCGACAUGCAAGCGACUACACCCGUGGACCCUAGGGUUUUGGAUUCGAUGCUUCCUUUUUAUCUCUCCCGUUACGGGAACCCUCACUCCCGUACUCAUCUCUACGGUUGGGAAUCUGAAACCGCCGUUGAAACUGCCCGCGCACAAGUUGCAGCGCUAAUUGGAGCUUCCCCUAAGGAAAUCGUCUUCACCUCCGGCGCCACCGAAUCGAACAACAUCUCAGUCAAAGGCGUUAUGCAUUUCUAUAAAGAAAAGAAACGCCACGUCAUCACGACUCAAACGGAGCACAAAUGCGUUUUGGAUUCUUGCCGGCAUCUUCAACAGGAAGGUUUCGAGGUAACUUAUUUGCCUGUUGGGUCUGAUGGGCUUAUUGAUUUGGAUAGAUUAAGGAAAGAAAUCCGGCCGGAUACCGGGUUAGUUUCUAUUAUGGCUGUUAAUAAUGAAAUUGGUGUGGUCCAACCGGUUGAAGAAAUUGGUAAAAUUUGUAAAGAAUUUAACGUCCCUUUUCAUACUGAUGCUGCACAAGCUUUAGGGAAGAUUAAGGUUGAUGUAGAGAAAUGGAACGUUAGUUUAAUGAGUUUAAGUGGGCAUAAGAUUUAUGGUCCUAAAGGAGUUGGGGCUUUGUAUAUGAGAAGGCGGCCACGGAUAAGAGUUGAGCCUCAAAUGAAUGGAGGUGGGCAAGAGAGAGGGAUUAGGAGUGGGACUGUGCCUACUCCACUUGUUGUCGGGAUGGGAGCGGCAUGUGAGGUUGCGAUGAAGGAAAUGGAGUAUGAUGAGAAGAGGAUUAAAGGUUUGCAAGAGCGGUUGUUGAAUGGGAUCAGGGAGAAGAUUGAUGGGGUGGUGGUGAAUGGUUGUAUGGAUAGGAGGUAUGUUGGGAACCUGAACUUGUCAUUCGCAUAUGUUGAAGGGGAGAGCUUGUUGAUGGGGUUGAAAGAAGUGGCAGUGUCUAGUGGGAGUGCGUGUACUAGUGCAAGUUUGGAGCCUUCUUAUGUGUUGAGAGCAUUGGGUGUGGAUGAGGAUAUGGCACAUACUUCGAUUAGGUUUGGGAUUGGGAGGUUUACUACCGAGGAGGAGAUUGAUAAGGCAGUUGAGCUUACUGUGAAACAGGUUGAGAAAUUAAGGGAAAUGAGUCCGCUUUAUGAGAUGGUGAAGGAAGGUAUUGAUAUUAAGCAGAUUCAAUGGGCGCAGCAUUGAUCAAGCUCUGAAUAUAGGUGAGGCUAUUUUGGAUAUGAAUUGCAUGCUGAAUGAUUAUGCAGAGCUAGAGCCUAGAAUUGUGUCGCUAUAUCCCGUCUUUGUUCUCUCAUCCAUGUAAAUGCCUUGAUAGCUUUCUUAGAGAAUUUACAUGAUUAGAGAGUAAAUCUUGCACAUCGUCAGAAUAGGGAGAUCCUAUCUUGAUAAUAGAAACAAUAAGAAACGUGUCUGCUUUAGCUGCAACGUUAUUUAAUGUUUUGUAACUCUGAGCUCAGUGUGAUGGAUACCAAAUAAUAUCUAGUUGUAUGUUGCUUUUUAUGUGAUGAAAUGAAUUAGGGUGAUCUA
Molecule: messenger RNA, 1763 nt
Organism: Hibiscus syriacus
Lineage: Eukaryota; Viridiplantae; Streptophyta; Magnoliopsida; Malvales; Malvaceae
Product: cysteine desulfurase, mitochondrial-like
Exons: 1
Coding region: 63-1421 (452 amino acids)
Biological process (GO): [2Fe-2S] cluster assembly
Cellular component (GO): cytosol; mitochondrion
Molecular function (GO): cysteine desulfurase activity; pyridoxal phosphate binding
Source: RefSeq, a predicted model, not a curated record